AUGGUGGUAAUAGCUUCAGAUGUGUCUAUGAGUUCUUUGAAGAGUAUGUGCAUGGGGCAGGCUCGAAUAAACAACAAGAAGCAAUUCAUGAAUAAGAAAACUAAAUUUGUAUACUCUGAUGGUAGUGAGGAUGAAGAUGGAGAUCAUGAUGGGAUUGGCAAUAACAUUCAUAGGAGCACAGAGGAGAAAGAUUUACCUACUGAUAAUAUAACCGAUGCUAAUUUUGAAACUCUAGUUGAUGAAAAGCUAGGGCCUCAGAACGAGGACAACUCAUCUGUUCAAGAGGAAAUACAAGAACAUAAAGAGAAUAAGGAGGAAGUGACAAAGAAGCAUAAAAUUCAAGAAGGUGAAGCUGGAGAGCAGCCAAUUAAGAAGCAGUGUGUUGAAUUAAGUUCAUCAAGGUCCCCAAAUUUUGCAUCUUCUAAGAUGGAGGAGAAAUCAGUUGAUAAAUUGAUCGAAGCUGAGCUAGCUGAGUUGGGAGACAAAAGUAAGAGACGAUUCAGCAACCUUGACUCAGGCUGUAAUGGUGUUGUAUUUGUCCAAAUGCGCAAGAGGGAUGAUGAUCCGAACCCGAAGGAUAUUGUGCAGUAUAUGAUGACUUCCCUUGCUUCAACCCGGAAACACAUGUCUAGAUUCAUGUUAAGGGUGCCGCCUGUUGAAUUAAGCUGCUAUGCGUCGGAAGAGGAAAUUGUAAGGGCAAUUAAACCUUUUAUUGCAAAAUACUUUCCAGUGGAAGCUCAAAAGCCCCACAAGGUAGCUUUGAUUUUUGUCUCCUUUUUAAUGACACCCUUGCUUUAUAAUCUAUGCACAAAACCUGAGCGCCUGUACCCCAUUAAGUAA
Messenger RNA from Coffea arabica (coffee), 840 nucleotides. RefSeq lists its product as uncharacterized. Gene Ontology annotation, biological process: tRNA modification. The record is from RefSeq and is a predicted model, not a curated record. Gene Ontology annotation, molecular function: RNA binding. Lineage: Eukaryota; Viridiplantae; Streptophyta; Magnoliopsida; Gentianales; Rubiaceae.